Suncus etruscus (white-toothed pygmy shrew) is the source of this 7010-nucleotide messenger RNA. RefSeq names its product kinesin family member 13B (gene KIF13B). Gene Ontology annotation, biological process: microtubule-based movement; regulation of protein localization. Gene Ontology annotation, molecular function: cell adhesion molecule binding; microtubule binding; microtubule motor activity. Lineage: Eukaryota; Metazoa; Chordata; Mammalia; Eulipotyphla; Soricidae. The record is from RefSeq and is a predicted model, not a curated record. Gene Ontology annotation, cellular component: adherens junction.
CUGUCGGCCGAGCCGCGGUGUCGGGGCAGGCGAGGCCGUCGGCAGCGCAGCAUGGGGGAGUCCACGGUGCAGGUGGCCGUCCGCGUGCGGCCCAUGAACCGCAGAGAAAUUGACUUGCAUACCAAAUGUGUGGUGGACGUGGACACCAACAAAGUGGUCCUCAGCCCAGCGAACACAAACCUUUCCAAAGGAGAUGCCCGAAGCCAGCCAAAGGUGUUUGCCUAUGAUCAUUGUUUCUGGUCUAUGGAUGAGUCUGUUAAAGAAAAAUAUGCAGGUCAAGAUGUCGUCUUCAAGUGCCUGGGCGAGAACAUCCUACAAAAUGCUUUUGAUGGCUACAAUGCCUGUAUCUUUGCCUAUGGACAGACUGGAUCUGGAAAAUCUUACACCAUGAUGGGGACUGCUGACCAACCUGGGUUAAUCCCCCGACUCUGCAGUGGACUCUUUGAGCGAACCCAGAGAGAGGAGAACGAGGAGCAGAGCUUUAAAGUGGAGGUGUCCUACAUGGAGAUCUACAACGAAAAAGUUAGAGACCUCCUGGAUCCCAAAGGAAGCCGCCAGACACUGAAAGUGAGAGAGCACCAGCGUGCUGGGGGACCCUAUGUGGAUGGACUCUCCAAGCUGGCCGUCACCAGCUAUAAGGGAUAUCGAGUCCUUGAUGUUCUGAGGGGAAACAAAUCUCGCACUGUAGCUGCUUCCAACAUGAAUGAAGAGAGUAGCCGGUCCCAUGCUGUCUUCAAGAUCACCCUGACUCACACUUUGUAUGACCUCAAGUCUGGGACCUCCGGAGAGAAAGUGGGCAAACUCAGCUUGGUGGAUCUGGCUGGCAGCGAGCGCGCCACUAAGACUGGAGCAGCGGGUGACAGGCUGAAAGAGGGGAGCAACAUCAACAAGUCCCUCACCACCCUGGGCCUGGUCAUCUCAGCCUUGGCCGAUCAGAGCGCAGGCAAAAACAAGAACAAAUUUGUUCCUUAUCGCGACUCAGUCCUCACUUGGCUGCUCAAAGAUAGUCUGGGAGGAAACAGCAAGACAGCCAUGGUGGCCACGGUGAGUCCAGCCGCUGAUAACUAUGAUGAGACGCUGUCCACCCUGCGCUAUGCUGACCGUGCCAAGCACAUCGUCAACCAUGCCGUGGUCAACGAGGACCCCACGGCCCGCAUCAUCCGGGACCUGCGUGAGGAGGUGGAGAAGCUACGGGAGCAGCUCACUAAAGCCGAGGCCAUGAAGUCCCCUGAGCUCAAAGACCAGCUGGAAGAGUCCGAGAAGCUCAUCCAGGAAAUGACUGUGACAUGGGAGGAGAAGCUUAGGAAGACCGAGGAGAUUGCACAGGAGCGGCAGAAGCAGCUGGAGAGCCUCGGCAUUUCCCUUCAGUCCUCCGGGAUCAAAGUGGGCGAUGACAAGUGCUUCCUGGUCAACCUGAAUGCUGACCCUGCCCUCAACGAGCUCCUGGUCUACUACUUAAAGGAACAUACACUAAUUGGGUCUGCGAAUUCCCAAGACAUCCAGCUGUGUGGAAUGGGGAUCUUGCCCGAGCACUGCAUCAUAGACAUCACGCCUGAGGGCCAGGUCAUGCUGACUCCCCAAAAGAACACCAGGACCUUCGUGAAUGGCUCUUCCGUGUCCAGUGCUGUCCAGCUGCACCAUGGCGACAGGAUAUUGUGGGGGAACAACCACUUCUUUAGACUCAACCUGCCUAAAAAGAAAAAGAAGGUGGAUGGUGAAGAGGAGAGCCAUGAUACCUCAGGGAAGAGUGAUGCGAGCUCCGAACAGCUAGAUGCGGAUGGAGACUCCUCCAGCGAGGUGUCCAGCGAGGUCAACUUCAACUUUGAGUAUGCACAAAUGGAAGUGACCAUGAAGGCACUGGGUCACAAUGACCCCAUGCAGGCCCUGCUUAGCAGCCUGGAGCAGCAGCAUGAGGAGGAGAAGCGCUCGGCCCUUGAGCGCCAGCGACUCAUGUACGAGCAGGAGCUGGAGCAGCUGCGACGCCGACUGUCCCCAGAGAAGCCCAACUGCCGGGGCUCUGACCGCUUCUCCCUGCACUCACCCAGCGCCCAGCAGCGCCUGCGGCAGUGGGCUGAGGAGAGGGAAGCAACACUGGAUAACAGCCUGAUGAGGCUGCGGGAGCAGAUCGUCAAGGCUAACCUGCUGGUGAGAGAGGCCAGCUACAUUGCCGAGGAGCUGGACAAGCGCACAGAGUACAGAGUCACGCUGCAGAUUCCUGCCUCCAGCCUCGACGCCAACCUGAAGCGUGGCUCCCUCCUGAGUGAACCUGCCAUCCAAGUGAGGAGAAAGGGGAAGGGGAAGCAGAUCUGGUCCCUGGAGAAGCUGGACAACAGGCUUUUGGACAUGCGGGACCUGUACCAGGAGUGGAAGGAGUGUGAGGAGGACUCCCCGGUCACCCGGUCGUACUUCAAACGUGCCGACCCAUUCUACGAUGAGCAGGAGAACCAUAGUCUCAUUGGCGUGGCCAAUGUCUUUCUCGAGUCUCUUUUCUAUGAUGUGAAGCUCCAGUAUGCGGUGCCCAUCAUCAACCAGAAGGGAGAGGUGGCCGGGCGGCUGCAUGUAGAAGUGAUGAGGAUCAGCGGUGACAUCGGGGACAGAAUUGCUGGCGGGGACGAUAUCGGGGAACUGAGCUAUGACAAGGAGGCCCAGGAGAACCGGCUUGUGUGCAUGGUGAAGAUCCUGCAGGCCACGGGACUGCCCCAGCACCUGUGCCACUUCGUGUUCUGCAAGUACAGCUUUUGGGACCAGGAGCCGGUCAUGGUGGCACCAGAGGUCGACACUUCAUCGUCCUCCGUCUCCAAGGAGCCUCAGUGCAUGGUGGUCUUUGACCACUGCAGGGAGUUCUCUGUCAGCCUCACAGAGGACUGUGUGGAGCACCUAUCUGAGGGCGCCCUGGCCAUCGAGGUCUAUGGCCACAAGAUGAACGACCCACGAAGAAACUCAGCCCUAUGGGACCUGGGAAUCAUACAGGCCAAGACGCGCAGCCUGCGGGACAGAUGGAGUGAAGUGACCAGGAAGGUAGAAUUCUGGGUCCAGAUCCUGGAGCAGAAUGAGAAUGGGGAGUAUUGUCCCGUGGAAGUGGUUCCUGCCAAAGACGUGCCCACUGGAGGGAUCUUCCAGCUUCGCCAGGGCCAGUCGCGGAGAGUACAAGUGGCCGUGCGUUCCGUGCAGGAGUCGGGCACACUCCCACUCAUGGAAGAGUGUGUCCUGUCCGUGGGCAUCGGCUGCGUCAGGGUCCGGCCUGCCCGGCUCCCCAGGGCCCACGACACCUACCAUGAGGAAGAGGAGGACAUGGACAGCUACCAGGAUCGAGACUUAGAGCGAUUGCGUAGGAAAUGGCUUAACGUGCUGACCAAGCGUCAGGAGUACCUGGACGAGCAGCUGCAGAAGCUGGUCAGCAAACCUGAUAAGUCAGAGGAUGAUGCCGACAGAGAGGCCCAGCUCCUGGAGAUGCGGCUGACCCUGACAGAGGAGCGAAAUGCAGUCAUGGUACCCUCAGCCGGCAGUGGCAUUCCUGGGGCCCCUGCAGAAUGGACUCCCGUGCCUGGCAUGGAAACGCACAUCCCGGUCAUCUUCCUGGACUUAAAUGCUGAUGAUUUCAGCUCCCAAGAUAACCUCGAUGACCCUGAGGCCGGAGGCUGGGACGCAACCCUAGCAGGGGAGGAGGAGGAGGAGUUCUUUGAGCUGCAGAUUGUGAAGGAUGUUGAUGGAGAGGCCAAGGUGGAAGCUUCGUGGGACUCUGCGGUACAUGGCUGCCCACAGCUCAGCAGAGGCACUGCAGCCAGCGAGCGCGUGUUCUUGAUCGUGCGUGUCACGGUGCAACUCAGCCACCCAGCCAACAUGCAGCUAGUUUUGCGCAAGCGUGUCUGCGUCCACGUGCAUGGCCGGCAGGGUUUUGCCCAGAGUCUCCUAAAAAAGAUGUCUCAUCGAAGUUCCAUUCCUGGCUGUGGAGUGACUUUUGAAAUUGUCUCCAAUAUUCCAGAGGAUGCCCAGGGUGUAGAAGAGCGGGAAAGGCUGGCCCGCAUGGCCGCCAGCGUCAGCAACACAGGCUCCGCAGACUCGGAGGCCUACAUCGAGAAGUACCUACGGAGCGUGCUGGCUGUGGAGAACCUCCUCACACUGGACCGGUUGCGCCAGGAGGUGGCUGUGAAGGAGCAGUUGACGGGAAAGGGGAAGUUGGGUCGGAGAAGCAUCAGCUCACCCAGCGUGAACCGACUGUCUGGGAGCCGACAAGACCUUAUCCCCACCUACAGUCUAGGCAGCUACAAGGCCCGGUGGGAGAGCCAGCAAGAUGUAUCCCAAACGGCAGUUUCCAGAGGUCCAGCUCCCACUUCGUCUCUCCCUACUUGUCCCCCAAAUCACCACAGUCCAGAUCCAGGACGGGGGAACCCGGCACCAUCCAACAUGAACCCAGUGAAGUCAUUUGUACCCCAGAUGCCAAAGCUUCUGAAGUCGCUCUUCCCAGUCCGUGAUGAGAAGCAAAGCAAAAUUCUGUCACCCCUCACUCAGCAGCCUGUUCCCCGGAUCUUGGUGCAGCCAGCCCAGCCAGAUGCUGUGGCCCCCAGAAUGGUGCAGGUACCCCGAGAACCCCGAGACAGUGUGGGAUCGACUUCGCCAGGGCCGGUUCCCGUGGCAAAGGUUUCGGAGCGGCUGUCCAAGGGACCAGACGUCCCCGAGGUCCCGGAGGGGCCCCCCAGCCCCGUGAGCGAGGCGUCGAGCGGCUACUUCUCCCACAGCGCAUCCAGCGCCACCCUCAGCGACGCCCCGGUCCUGGGCCUGGACGCUGGGGCCCCCUCUCCCGCCUCGCCCGCCUCGCCCCCGGGCGUCCAGAGCCCGGCCCUGGUGCCCACCUCCUCGCCUCCGCCUCCUCCCAGUGCCCCCUCGGUCCCCCACAAGGACCUGGUGAGCCAGCAGGGAUCGGGCGAGGCCGGCCCCAAGCCCCGCGCGGCUGCCGACCUGCCUGCUUCCCCGUUCCGGAUCCGCAAGGUGCGCACGUCGGAGCUGCAGUCCUUCUCCCGCAUACUCGGCGGGGACGCCGGCGCGGGGGACCCGGGCCCCGGCAAGCUGGAUGUCUCGUCCGACUCCGAAGAGGCCACUGAGGUGCCCGAGUGGCUCCGGGAAGGGGAGCCUGUGACCGUGGGCGCCCACAAAACGGGCGUCGUCCGGUAUGUGGGACCCACGGACUUCCAGGAGGGCACGUGGGUCGGCGUGGAGCUGGACCUCCCCGCAGGCAAAAACGACGGCUGUAUCGGGGGACGCCAGUACUUCCACUGCCGCCCCGGCCACGGGCUGCUGGUCCGGCCGGGCCGGGUACACCGGGCGGCGGGCGCAGGUGCGGGCGCGGCCCGGCGGCGCAGCCUGGGGCUCCGGCCCCAUGGUAAUCCCGAGCCACGCCGCAGCAGCACCCUGAGUGGCUCGGCCACCAACCUGGCCUCGCUCACGGCUGCCCUGGCCAAGGCCGACGGUCCCGCGGCGCAGCGGGCCGAGCGGGGCCAGCGCCACUCUGAGAACCGCAAGUCCUGGGCCAGCUGAGCCGCGCGCGCAGGGUCCCCGCCGCCCUCCGUGGGGCACCAGCCUGAAGGUUUUGCGCAAGGAAGAGGACGCAUGACGCUGCCCGCUGCCUGGCACUCCGUACAGGGUGGGGAAAGUUCCGGAGCAGAACCCUGGAUGCGAAUGGAAGCCCCCUCCCUGCUGCGCCGGGCACCCCAAAAGUGCCUCCUAGCCCUGUGCCCCUGCGCCCCUCCCCGGGGCUCCCCACUGUGCCCAGAACCUGGACCGUAUUUAUUUCUAUUUAUUUGGUCACCACCCCAAUCACGCGCGAGCCACAAUCUAUGGGGUGGACACACCCCUCCCCCCGCUGGUGCCCGAGAAGUGCCCUUGGGUCCUGCGGCCCCUAAACUAGGUGCAUCCGUGUCUGGAAGGGCUGUUUCUGGGUUAGGCCCCUCUACAUUCCCCCAGAACCAUGCAGAACCCAAAGCCAGCAGCACCUGCACAUUAGAGCCUCCUGUUCCCUCAGGCCUCCAGGUGGAGCACAGGGCGCCUCACUGCCUCCCCCCACCCCCCAGGUGUAAGCAGGAGCCCCGUGCAGCGUCCCAGGUGCAGACCUGUAGAAGCCCCAUGAUCGCUGGGUGCCCACCCACGGGUGACAGCCUCAGUGCCUCCACCUAUCCCAUCCCGCCCCUCCCGGGGGAUAAGCAUAGCAGGCCGAACUGGGGACUAGGCCUUGCUCCCAGGUUCUUCUGGCAGUCCCAGUUGGAGACAGGUGUCCAUGUCUGUGUCCCCUGGCCCCAGUCUCCCCACUUAACUUUCCUCAUGUGCCUCCACAUCACAUCUGGCCCUGUGGGGGAAGAUUCUAGAACUUGGGCCAGUUGGCAUUGCCUCACUUGAAACCUUUUGGGGAACCAGCUGGCUUUGCCCAGUGAUGGGACCACUUUCUGCCUAACCCAGUUUCGUGGCCAGCUGCUUUAAUUGGGGGUCAGGCUUGCCUGAUUAAAGGGCAAGAGGAUCAUCUGCCCCCCACGGUCCAUGCAGGCUCAGGGCACAGAGAAGGGACAGUAUGGAGGCACCCAACUCCUACAUCACAGCACUGUAGAAAGCAGGAGGAGACCCAGGGGUGCAUGUGGGCCUCAGAGCCAAGAGUGCUCCCUACUCUGCACUGGACUCCCUAGAGAAAUUCAGGAAGGGCCAAUUUCCCGCCUGGUCAGUGGCUGAGCCUGGGGCCUGUUCUUCCUUGUGCCUUACUCUUGGGGACCCAAGAGCAGCCUGUUUCCCCACUCCAGGAGGUCUCCAUGCCACCUGGUCUCACAGUUGCCCACUGUGCCUUCUGCUGCUCUCUGCUGCUGGGAGCUGGGGUUGUGAACACCAGCGAUGCCCAGUCGUUGUGCCCUGCACAGUGUGGAGGUUCGGGUGCUCCAAACAGCCCCGGGGUGGGGGGAGGUGCUGCAGCACCUAUCUUCCCUCCUGGUGACUCACCAGCUGCUGCUCAAUAAAUAAAUGCAGUGAUUCUUGGC